AUGUUAAUAAUUAAUAAGAAAGAGACCAAAACACCUAACUCCAAGUCUCGAGCACCUUCACAGAGGCAUCCGCCCACUUCUGUCCUGCUCCUGCGUGUAUGGAAUGCACAAGAAUGUCCUUCCCAGCUACUGAAAGACUUGGGCCGGGGACCUGGAAGACUGGCCACGCCAGGAUCCCACCGAAGAGAUGGUGUCGAAGGACGGGGACCACCACAGGAGACGCGGAAGACCCGAGGCCCCGAGGUGCGCCGCAAGGAAAGGUGUCGGUCCAAGGCUCCAGCUCUUCCUAAAAAACCUUCCGUUGCUGUCCGCCGCCAGCGGCUGGCAGUGGCAGAGGACCGGCGUGAAGGCGGCCCCUCGGGCUGUGUGGCUACUGGAGCUCCGGGCCACAGCUCAAUGGUGCAACGCAAAGUCGGCGUGGGGCUGAGCCCAGUGCCCUCAGCGCCUAACCAGACGGAAGGUGGCGCGGCGCCGCGGCAAGGGGUCCUUUACCCAAGGAAUGUCCUUGGAUCCUUGUUCGAAUCACCGGCCUCCUCGCUGAGCCUCCGUUUCCUCUUGUAUGCAGCCCAACAAGAGCCGAGAAGAUGGAAUGAAACGCCUGCUCCCUGCCUCUCUCUUAUUUUUCUCUACGCCUAGCCAUAGAGCUGCGCUCACAAUCCGGGAUUCAAAACUGUAUCACUGACCCCACUUCUUUUCAUGUAUUAGCUCACGUAUUAGCUCAGUUAAAUCCUCAAAACGAUCCCAUUAUGCAGAUAAUACUCGUAUUCUGUGUUUCAUAUGAGAAAACAGGCAAGCCAAGUCGUGUAUGUUGCUGCCUAAGAGCCGCACUAGGCAGGCAUGUGAACCCAGGCAAUCUAGUUUUUGAAUCCAUACGCUUAACCAUGCUAAUACACUGUUAAAGGAGUAGGCUACCAUCCGUUCUUUUUUUCUGGUUGCUGAGAGAAAGCAGUCAAUGUGAUUGUCGUUUCAGCAAUGCUACCUAUCCUUUUUUUCAAGUAUGGUAGAGUUUUG
Messenger RNA from Cynocephalus volans (Philippine flying lemur), 1011 nucleotides. RefSeq lists its product as uncharacterized. The transcript has 4 exons. The record is from RefSeq and is a predicted model, not a curated record. The coding region runs from base 1 to 636 and encodes 211 amino acids. Lineage: Eukaryota; Metazoa; Chordata; Mammalia; Dermoptera; Cynocephalidae.